AUGCUGCCCCGCAGGCCCGGCACCGUGGCGCUGCGGGAGAUCCGGCGGUACCAGAAAUCCACGGAGCUCCUGAUCCGCAAGCUGCCGUUCCAGCGCCUGGUCCGGGAAAUCGCGCAGGACUUUAAGACGGAUCUGCGGUUCCAGAGCGCCGCCAUCGGCGCCCUGCAGGAGGCCAGCGAAGCCUACCUGGUGGGGCUCUUCGAGGACACCAACCUGUGCGCCAUCCACGCCAAGCGCGUCACCAUCAUGCCCAAGGACAUCCAGCUGGCGCGCCGCAUCCGCGGGGAGCGCGCCUAG
This is a messenger RNA of Tinamus guttatus (white-throated tinamou), 297 nucleotides long. The record is from RefSeq and is a predicted model, not a curated record. NCBI's taxonomy places the organism in Eukaryota, Metazoa, Chordata, Aves, Tinamiformes, Tinamidae.